This is a messenger RNA of Corticium candelabrum, 1076 nucleotides long. Its product is annotated as ubiquitin-conjugating enzyme E2 S-like. The transcript has a single exon. The coding region runs from base 74 to 976 and encodes 300 amino acids. Lineage: Eukaryota; Metazoa; Porifera; Homoscleromorpha; Homosclerophorida; Plakinidae. The record is from RefSeq and is a predicted model, not a curated record.
CAUUUCAGGACAUCAGCACAUAUAUCACUAACUCGUUUCCUAGACUUUCAUCAGACUUCUUUCGGCGCUCACCAUGAGCACACAGUCGAGAGUGAAGGAUCUACACAAGUUGCUACGCAACGUCGCGAGCUUCUCUGACAGACAAGCAAGCAUCGAAAACUACGACGAAAUGACGAAAUUCGACGUUGUUAUUGUACCUAAUGCUGGCCUCUAUAGAAAGGGCAAAUUCAGUUUUACAGUGACGCUUCAGGAUGACUACCCCGACAGCCCACCUGCUGUACACUGCAAUACAGACAUCUAUCAUCCUAAUAUUGACACUUCAGGUGAUAUUUGUCUCAAUCUGUUGUCUGAUGAGUGGGAAUCGACGCUCUCGCUUGAAGACGUCGUUCAGGGUCUCCUCUUUCUGAUUUACAACCCGAAUUUGGACGAUCCGUUGAAUGAGUAUUUCAAUGAUGGGAUUGAAUAUGAUGAGUUUCGAUUGAAUGUUGAAUUGUCUCUACAAGGUGGGGAUGUGGAUGGGGCUUUGUAUGAAAGAAACCAGGUAGAUGAGGAGGAGGAGUCAACAGUCAAUGCUGCUGGUGACUGUAAGGAUGCAGAAGUGCCUUGUGGUGAUGAGCCAGAGGUGAGAAACGAUGAACACACAGAUGGACACACAAAUGGAGACACAGAUGGAGAAACAACAAAUGGACAAACAAAUGGAGAUGCAGAUGGAGACACAGAUGGGCACACAAAUGGAGACACAGACAGAGAAACAAAUGGACACACAAACGGACAUACAAAUGGAUGCACGGAUGGCGAUACGAAAGAGACUUCAGAGUCACAUGAUGCCAAGGAGACUGUACUUUGUGAAGAUGCAGUUUGUGGUGCUGUGAGCAGGAAUGAGUUGAGACACGAAUGUAUGACGCAGUUGAUGAAACAGGGAAUGUGGCAGAGAUUGAAAGAAACUUUAACACAUAUUGUGAAUAAACUUCGGUGACAGGAUUGUCACACUUAGUUACAUGUUUGUGCAGGCAUGCCUGCUUGCUAUUGAGUGUAUACUAGUUUGUACAGAGAAAGACAUUUGCAAGACACGGUAA